AUGCAGCUGCUGGUACCGAGCGAGACGGCGGCGCAGCUGCGGUGCGUAGCGCGGCAAGAUCUGCCGGAUGCGCUGCGCAGUGCACUGGCGGAAGCACUCGGCACGGCGCGCAUACACGGUGCAAGUGCCGCUGAUCCUGCCGUUGCUGAGCAGGCGCCGAGCAUCAUUUCGCAUACAACGCUGUGCAGCGUCGCGGCGUGGGCGCGCACGCAAGGAAUGCAAGCAUGUACUCUCGCGCAGCUGGUCCGAAAUGCGCAAGUGUAUAUAGAAUCCCCGCGCGUCUACCAGCGGCCGAAAUCGCUCGACGAGCAGCUCGCCAAGAUUGCGCGCGCAAACGAAGCGGCCGAGUAUGCGCGCAUGGUCGCUCCCCGUGAAGAGCCGUACACGGUCCGUGGCGCUCUUGUGCCUGCCGACGAGCGCGCGGCGUGGCGCCAGACGCGCAGUCAUGUAAGUGCGAUCCUCAACAUUGCUCUGAGCAUGGGCGCGGUUGCGACGGCGGUGUGGUGGGGCGCUGGGAGUCGAUCGCCCAUUUGGUCGCCCUUGCGCUCGCAGCGCUGA
Molecule: messenger RNA, 558 nt
Organism: Malassezia vespertilionis
Lineage: Eukaryota; Fungi; Basidiomycota; Malasseziomycetes; Malasseziales; Malasseziaceae
Exons: 2
Coding region: 1-558 (185 amino acids)
Biological process (GO): vacuolar proton-transporting V-type ATPase complex assembly
Cellular component (GO): endomembrane system
Source: RefSeq, a predicted model, not a curated record